AUCGAUGAUUAGCUGAGAUUUUGAGCUUUUUCUUUUCUCUUUCUUUUUCUCUUUCUUUUCACAUGCUUGUUUGUUUUGAUUAAUUUUUUCCCUUUCAUUGUUAAUUGUUCAACUAAUUUAAAUCGAAGAGUGUUAUUGGUAAUAUGAAUCGUUUCGGUUCUUUACUCGGUCAAUAUGGAGCAACUUUAUCCAAGAAAGAUGUUGAUAUUUUGAGAGAAAUUGAUUCACUUGAUGGAAAAUCGUCCAUUUUAAAAUACAAUCCAUUCAUUUGGGGAGAAGCUGCUCCAAUUUUCUAUGCAUCCAUUGGUGAUACUCGACAUUCUCUAUUUCAAAUUCCUAAAUCAAACCAUGUCAUGGGCCAAUAUAAAAGAGAUCAAAUGAUUAAAACCUUGGAACAAUUUCCACUUGAUCUUUCAUUAGAUUUAACUGAUGAUCACCAUGAAGAUCGACCAGAUUUAUACGAUCCACGUUAUAUUCUCACCUCUUUAUACCAUUUACUUGGACCCGAAAAUGCUGUUAAUUGUAAUCAAAUAAUCAAAUCGUUUGGUCUUUCAAUCGCUCUCGUUGGUACAUCAAGUGAAAUCAUUUCCAUGAGACAUUUAAGUUACCUGGUUUUGGAGCGAUUACUUUUCCAUUUGGAAGCCUCUAAAUCACUAUCAGCAGUUUACUUUUGGACUCAUUUUAUUGAUUGUUUUAGAGCUUCAAUGUCCUCACCUAAUCAAAAGAUGCCUUUCCUGUUAACAUCGUUAUUGGUUAAAAUUAUUGAGACAAUUGAUACACCAAAGGAUUCAAUGUUUUAUGAGCUGAAAGAUUUUGUCACCGCUAAACCAAAAUUUGAUUGUGAUCAAAUAUCAUCUCUAUUUAUUAAUCUAUUAUUAAGCAAAGAUUUAGAAUGGAAAAAGUGUCAACGUUUUGUGUUAAAUCUAUUGGCAAGAUCGGUACGAAGUGAACAAGACUUUGAAAUAUGUAAAUGUAACAAUUUAUUCAAUUACAUUUUAUCAAUAUUUACAAGUAAAUGGGUUGAUUGGUUGGACAGAAUUUUAAUUAUUCAAUUUAUCAAGAAUUGUUCAAGAAUACCCAAAGUUUUGACAAUAUUGGUCAUUGAAAGUGGACUGAUUGUUUGGUUAACCAAUAUUGUAAUGACAUCUUAUAGAUCCAUGGGUUCAAGUCAACGGAAGGAGAUAACUGAACUAAUUGAAAUUAUCCGAUUAACCUGUAAAUCAACUGAUCUUCCUAAAAAUAGUUAUAAAAAGCCACUGAUGUUGAUAAAAUCUGUAAUCAAGACGAUCAAUGAUCAAGAACCAGCACCAGAAUCAAUUUGAUUAGCCAAUACCCUUUGCCCUUUAAUUGAUGAUGGUUAGAAAAAGUGAAACAACGAUUGAAACAACAAUCAAAUUGAUUGAUUAAACUAAUUGGAUAAACUUA
This is a messenger RNA of Panonychus citri (citrus red mite), 1425 nucleotides long. RefSeq lists its product as uncharacterized. The transcript is spliced from 2 exons. Bases 144 to 1322 code for a protein of 392 amino acids. Gene Ontology annotation, cellular component: nucleolus. Gene Ontology annotation, biological process: maturation of 5.8S rRNA from tricistronic rRNA transcript (SSU-rRNA, 5.8S rRNA, LSU-rRNA); maturation of LSU-rRNA from tricistronic rRNA transcript (SSU-rRNA, 5.8S rRNA, LSU-rRNA). NCBI's taxonomy places the organism in Eukaryota, Metazoa, Arthropoda, Arachnida, Trombidiformes, Tetranychidae. The record is from RefSeq and is a predicted model, not a curated record.